Messenger RNA from Morone saxatilis (striped sea-bass), 1169 nucleotides. RefSeq names its product hydroxypyruvate isomerase (gene hyi). Gene Ontology annotation, biological process: glyoxylate metabolic process. The record is from RefSeq and is a predicted model, not a curated record. Bases 98 to 913 code for a protein of 271 amino acids. Gene Ontology annotation, molecular function: hydroxypyruvate isomerase activity. The transcript has 8 exons. Lineage: Eukaryota; Metazoa; Chordata; Actinopteri; Moronidae.
UAGCUAACUGUAGCUAGCUUAACGCGGCUGUCAGAGGGUUCGAAGUACAGAAAGACAGGCUGAACGCAGGGUCGUUGUCCUCCGCAGUGAAAGCAGCAUGGCUCCGCUGAAGUUCUGUGCGAACAUUUCCUGGCUCUUCACGGAGAUUCCAGAAUUCAGUCAGCGGAUAUACGCGGCUGCUUCGGCUGGCUUUCAGGCCGUAGAGGCAGCCUGGCUGUACGACUGCGACCUGCAGGAGCUUCAGAGGGCCAGGGAGGCUACAGGAGUGGAGGUGGUCCUCAUCAACACCCCGCCGGGAGAUGUAAAGGCAGGUGAUCUUGGUCUUGGAGCAGUUCCUGGAAGAGAGGCAGAGUUCAGACAGGGUCUGGAUCUGGCUCUGAAGUAUGCAAGAGCGUUGGACUGCAAAAGGAUCCACCUGAUGGCAGGGAGGGUUCCUGUGGGCUCACACAGAAUGGCGGUUGCCAAGGAGAUGGAGGCCAUCUUUGUGCAGAACCUAAACUAUGCUGCUGAAAUCCUCUCAAAGGAAGGAAUCACUGGUUUGAUUGAACCAAUCAACACAAGGAUUACAGAUCCCAGGUACUUCCUCGACUCUCCUCAUCAAGCAGCUGCAAUUCUGGAGAAGGUUGGAAAGACAAAUAUCAAGCUGCAAAUGGACGUCUUUCACUGGCAAAUAAUGGAUGGAAACCUGACACAUAACAUACACAAGUAUUUCCCCAUAAUCGGUCACGUUCAGAUUGCUCAGGUUCCGGGCAGGAACGAGCCUGACAGUGCCGGGGAGCUUGAUUACAGCUACCUGUUCAACACUCUGAAGGACCAAGACUACCAGGGAUACAUCGGCUGUGAAUAUAAGCCACUUGGCUUCACAGAGGAGGGUCUGGGUUGGAUCAGAGAUUACUGCACGCACAGCAAGUGAUGAUCCAAUCACACCACUUCUACCUGGACUAACACUUUUUCCAAGUUCCAUUCUAGUGGCCUUAUCUUAACACGCAUCUGACCUAAUCAUUUUUUAUUUUGUACAAUCAAGAAAAACAGUUGCAAGAAAAAGUAUGUGAACCCUUUUGGAAUUACCUGGAUUUCUGCAUAAGUUGGUCAUAAAAUGUGUUCUGAUCUUCAUCUAAGUCACAACAAUAGACAAACACAGUCUGCUUAAACUCAUACCACACAAACAA